AAUCACCACAAUUUGGAUGGAUCAAAACCCUCUCUCUCUCUUUCUCUCUCAUCCCCUAAAAACCCCAUACUCUUUCCCUCUCUUGGCGGCUGAUAUUUCCGCCCUUGUCUCCUCCCCCUCCUCUCUCUCUAGGAAAUUUCGCACUCUCUCUCUCCUCCCCAAAACCCCCUAUCAGAUUCAUCAGGGUUUUAGAUUCGAGAUCCGCUCAUGGCUACCGUUUCUCCUCCCGCAGAUCAAGCUGCAGAUUUGCUGAAAAAUUUAUCCUUGGAUUCUCAAGCUAAGACCCUGGAAAUUCCUGAGCCUACCAAGAAGACUUCUGCUCACUCAGGCGAUGCCACAAAUGUCCAGAUCCAGCCGUAUGAGCGUUCGAUGACGCCAUUACAGGAUUUUUUCGUGGACCCAGCCAUGUGCUAUCACCCCAAUGGUUAUCCAUAUGCUGCUCAUUAUUAUGGCUAUGAUGGGACUGCUAAUGAGUGGGACGAUUUCGCCAGAUACAUGAAUCCUGAGGGAGUUGAAGUGCCUCAUGGAGUUUAUGGGGACAACGGGUCGGUUAUGUAUCACCCUGGCUAUGGGUAUCCCUAUGGACCAUAUUCUCCAGCUGGUUCCCCAGUUCCAGCUAUGGGACAUGAUGGGAACUUAUAUGGGGCUCAGCAUUACCAGUAUCCUACUCAAUAUUUCCAACCCCUGACCCCAACAAGCGCACCAUACAACCCUACUUCAGCUGUACCUGCCAAAGGCGAUAUUUCCUCAUCUGCAACUUCUGAUCAGGCUCCUUUGUCGGUGGAUACUACAAAUGGGAACUCAAAUGGUAUGGUGAAUGGUGGGGCCAUAAAGGGGAAUAAUGGAUCUGCCGCCACGAAGCAAACAUAUCAGAAUGGAUCAUAUAAUUCGAACGGUUCUUUCGGGAGGGGUGGUCUGCCUGGAGGAUUUUCUGCAUCUGGAUUUCAAGAUCCAAGAUAUGGAUACGAUGGUAUGAGGUCUCCAAUCCCUUGGUUGGAUGUAUUUUCUGAUGGGCAACAUAGGCCUGUAUCUAGUACAUCAAUGGUUUCACCGAUAGCGCUUGCAAAUAAUGUCCCAAGUUCGAAGAAUCAGAGUUAUCGUCCUAAUUCUCAUUACAUGGGCUUGAAUCAAUCAAGGCAAAUGUCCGGAAUGAACACAGCUAAUGGAUAUAUGAAUAAGGUGUACCCUAACAAAGUAUAUGGUCAGUAUGGGAGCACAUUCAGGUCUGGUUUUGCUUUUGGAUCUAAUGGUUAUGAUUCACGAUUAAGUGGACGCGGGUGGUCGGCUGUUGAUGGCAAGUACAAACCCAGAGGGCGAAACAAUGGUCUCUUUGGUAACGAGAACAUAGAUGGUUUGAAUGAGCUAAACAGGGGACCUAGGGCCAAGGGAACCAAGAACCAACAAAAGGGGUUUACUCCAGUUUUCAUGGUGGUUAAGGGGCAGAAUGUCCCAUUAACUGCAAACAUCGACGACGAGAAGGAUAAGGCAAGUUUGAUUCCAGACCGUGAGCAAUACAACAAAGUAGAUUUCCCGGAGAGUUAUAGUGAUGCAAAGUUCUUCAUUAUUAAGUCGUAUAGCGAGGAUGAUGUCCAUAAGAGCAUCAAGUAUAAUGUGUGGGCAAGCACACCAAAUGGUAAUAAAAAGCUUGAUGCAGCAUAUCAGGAGGCUCAGCAGAAGUCUGGUGGCUGUACUAUUUUUCUUUUAUUCUCUGUUAAUACUAGUGGGCAAUUUGUCGGUGUUGCGGAGAUGGUUGGGCCUGUUGAUUUUCACAAGAAUUUUGAGUAUUGGCAACAAGACAAGUGGAAUGGCUGCUUCCCUGUCAAGUGGCACAUUGUAAAGGAUGUGCCUAAUAGUCUGUUGAAGCACAUUACCCUGGAAAAUAACGAGAACAAACCAGUGACUAACAGUAGAGAUACUCAAGAGGUUAAAUUGGAGCAGGGGCUUCAGGUGCUCAAAAUAUUCAAAGAUCAUUCCAGCAGGACGUGUAUCCUAGAUGAUUUUGGUUUUUAUGAGGGUCGCCAGAACACAAUUCAGGAGAAGAAGGCCAAGCAACAGCAGUACCAAAAGCAGAUGUGGGAAGGGAAGCCAACUGAUGAAAGGAACAAGGAAGAAGGUGCGAAUGGAGAACUGAAAUCGCAGAAGUCUUCUGAAGUUGCCUCUGAUUUGGUCAAAGAAUCUGUCCCGGAUGUUCAGUCCAAUGGGGAUGUUAGUCUUUCAAAAGACUUACCAACUGAUAAAUCUGGGGACACUCUAAAGGGUGCCAAAUCAGCUGCAGAGGAAAAGAUUGUUCCUAAUGGGGCUGUGAAUGGUUGCUAGCCUUAUGUUGCACAAGCGGUGGCCUAUGAUCUUUUUACAGGCUGAUUUGCCGGAGACAAGCCACUGGCUAAUUCUUCAAUUGGGCCACCCUGUGGGAUCUGCCUUACUUUCAGCUUCAUUGAUCUAAAUUAUAAGGAGAGGUUCCUUCAACAUCUUUUCUAUAGUGCUAAGGCAGGCUCAGUUUCUAAGAAUUGAAAAUGUGGAGCCUCGUAUGAUGGGUCAGGUUUACAGUUGCUAGUUCUAACAGUUCUCAGGUGCCUUGGGGUUUGGGUUUUAGGGGAUUUUCUCUUUAUUUUGCCUUUUUAUCGUCUUCUCAGCUUUCUUCUUUUUCCUUCUUUUUUAUAUUUUUUUUUUCCCGUGGUAAGCUUUUUAUUACUCCUAGUUUUGCCUUGAUAUCCCAUCUUGUAAAAUCUAGAUCAAAGUUUGUUGCAAGGGAGCUUUUUGCCUUUUGUAAUUUGUUAAAGAGAGCCAGGAGCAAGGUGGGAAAAGAAUUGCAUUGCAAUCUUAUACUAAUGUUUUCGGUUAAUAGAAUGUUUUCAUAGUUAAAACUA
Messenger RNA from Rhododendron vialii, 2867 nucleotides. Its product is annotated as YTH domain-containing protein ECT4-like. Gene Ontology annotation, molecular function: mRNA binding. The record is from RefSeq and is a predicted model, not a curated record. Gene Ontology annotation, cellular component: cytoplasm. Lineage: Eukaryota; Viridiplantae; Streptophyta; Magnoliopsida; Ericales; Ericaceae. Gene Ontology annotation, biological process: mRNA destabilization. The transcript is spliced from 9 exons. The coding region runs from base 208 to 2316 and encodes 702 amino acids.